UGCUGCUAAUAAUCCCCAACGGAGAAGGCAGGGGUUGUUCAUCAGUUCAUCGCGUCGCCGAGCAGGACCUCCCGAAUCCCCCUCCUCGUCCUCCUCAGCCUCCCCAGCUGCUCCGAUGGCGGCCUCCGAGGCUGAGCAGAAAGUCGUGGUGCACGUCCGCUCGGCCGGCAACGCGCCGAUACUGAAGCAAGACAAGUUCAAGAUUUCAGGACGAGAUAAAUUCUUGAGGGUUAUUGAAUUUCUUCGUCGACAACUUCAUCAGGAUACACUGUUUGUCUAUGUCAACAGUUCGUUUUCUCCAAGCCCAGACGAGCUGAUAAUUGACUUGUAUAAUAAGGCAUAUUAAUGAAGAAGAAUGCUGGUCAUGUUCUUAUGUUAUAACUCUGCAGAAUUUUGCAAUAGACGGGAAGCUUGUGGUAAACUAUGCUUUGUCGGCAGCGUGGGGUUAAAAGAUUGGAUUUGCGGGAAGAAUCGAAAAGGCUGUUUGAAAUUUGACCAUUUUACCGUGUAUAGCUGGAGUUGUAGUUGGUCAGUCAAAGAGGCACUAGCUCUCAUAUGUUGAUGAAAGUAAAGGUUCUUGCGAGACUGCCUUUUCUGGCAUUGAACUGUCCAAGUGCCUCUCUCUCUCUCCCUCUCUCCCUCCCUCCCUCCCUCCCUCUCAGUAUGUUUAUUGGUUCUUGAUUCAUGUCGUGUGUGUGAUAGGGCCUAGAGGAACGGGAUUUUUACCUAGGAGCAAAUUUGGGUUUUUAAUCGUAGAUUGGAUUUGGUUCA
Aegilops tauschii subsp. strangulata is the source of this 771-nucleotide messenger RNA. The record is from RefSeq and is a predicted model, not a curated record. Lineage: Eukaryota; Viridiplantae; Streptophyta; Magnoliopsida; Poales; Poaceae.